Messenger RNA from Polypterus senegalus (gray bichir), 8363 nucleotides. It is a transcript of the gene parp8, whose product is annotated as poly (ADP-ribose) polymerase family, member 8. The coding region runs from base 787 to 3357 and encodes 856 amino acids. Gene Ontology annotation, biological process: endoplasmic reticulum unfolded protein response. Gene Ontology annotation, cellular component: endoplasmic reticulum tubular network; membrane; nuclear envelope. The record is from RefSeq and is a predicted model, not a curated record. The transcript has 26 exons. Gene Ontology annotation, molecular function: kinase binding; protein serine/threonine kinase activator activity; NAD+ poly-ADP-ribosyltransferase activity. Lineage: Eukaryota; Metazoa; Chordata; Cladistia; Polypteriformes; Polypteridae.
GUCACGAGACAGUCCCAUGUUUAAACUGUGCUGGAGGGCAGGUAGUAAAGCUCCGUUUGGAGAAACACUGUACAAGAAGAUAAAAGCCGUUUUCUUCUGCUAUACUUGUAAUUGGGAAAUUGCUGAUUCGCUCUGAAUGUGGCACGAAAGCGCCGAGCGUCCGAUUAGUUUGCAGGAGUGCGCUAAAUACGAGAGAAACCCCGCGGUGAGAACGGCCGCUCCGCUGUAUGCAGUUCAAAGGGAGACGCGAAGACGAAGCCGACGAAAAGCGCUUCUCGCCGCUUGCAAAGAAUCGGAUGUGCGAGCAUUAGACCCACAUCAAUGCAAACGACAUCUUCUUCUGUAUGUUUCCAAAUCGCCAUUGUUGCGCUUUAGCUGCGUGAUACUGAGUGGAGGUUGUGGCUUCCGGUAUUGAAAGGACUAUCUGUCUGAAAUAUAGCAGUGCAUCGACAGGGAGCAAGCGCCUGCUUUCCCCGAUGAACAACGAAAUCUGUUGUUUUACGGAUAAGAGCAAACCUAGAGUCUCGUAGCAUAAUUGAUUUGACACACCUGGAGGAGCCUACACAAGAAUACAAUAAGGAGAGCGUCCCGUUUGGAAAAAGCACUGCCUGCGAUUGGAGUACAACAUCAGCGAGCCUGAACUCAUUUAUGUCUGUCUGUCCUUCUGUAUAAAAAUACACAUAUAUCUAGAGAGAAAGAGACAGAUCGAUAGAUAGAUCUCCAUACUAAGGCACGCAUACACGUGCUGUAAAUAACACAAUAAGACAUUUAAGUUGAUUUUAUUUCAUGGGGAUGUGUUCACGGCAAGAGAGAAUACAAAAAGACGUCGACAUUGUAAUCCAGAGCUGCAAGGCAGAGAAGAACUGCCCUUUUUCUGAUUUUCGAUACUCGGACUCCACGUUCACCUUUAGCUGCAUAAAAGGCCAGAAAAGAGUUUCCUACUCCGUACACGUUUCAGAAGACUAUCCAGAUAAUACAUAUGUGUCCAAUUCUGAAAAUGAUGAUGAUGUACUAGUUACCCGGGAUCCCAUUCCUGUUAUUUUUCACAGAAUAACUUCAGAAAUUAGAAUAAACAGUGAUGCCACCAGCUGCCUGUCCAUUAAAACAAAGCUACAAAAUGACAGGACACAGGAUUCAAGACUCAAUAGUGCCAUAGAAGAAGAUUCUGAAGGUGACAAUGACUCAGAGGAGUUUUAUUAUGGCGGUCAGGUGAAUUAUGAUGGGGAACUCCAUAAGCAUCCGCAGCUUGAGGCAGACUUGGCAGCAGUGAGGGAAUUGUAUGGUUCUAAUGCGGUAUCUCUCAGGGAAUAUGGUGCAAUUGAUGAUGUAGAUAUCGAUUUACACAUCGAUGUUAGCUUUCUCGAUGAAGAAAUUGCUGUUGCAUGGGAUGUUAUUCGUAAGGAACCUGUAAUUGUGAGGCUGCAUUGUUCUCUUACACAAUAUUUAAAUGGACCCGUUCCUACAGUUGAUGUGUUCCAGGUUUCUACAAAGGACAGAUUUGGCCUUGGACAUCAGUUAAAAAAGAUAAUGCAAACAUUUGUUACUCAGCAAUGGAAAAAUCAGAGUAAAGAAAAAUUAGUCUGCCCAUAUAGCAAAAAACUUCCGGAGAAGAAGGUCAAAUCCCCCCUGCAUAUCUUUUCUACAUUGCGCAGAUCUCCUAGUUAUCCCCCACCUGGCAGUGGAAAGAGCAAAACAAAACUUAAACCUGACCAAGAUGGAAUGACAAAAUCCCACAAACUCUUACGGAGAACUUGUUCUAGUGCAGUCAAGACAGAGGAUGGGUGCAUGAACAAGUCUCAUAAACCACUUGGACGUUCUUUAUCCAGUGACCCAAGGGCUGAACAGACAUUGGCUUUGAAACCCCAUAAACUCUUGAACCGGACCUGUUCUGCUUCUGUAAAGCAGGAUGAUUGUGCCUCUUUAAAGCCCCAUAAACUGUUAUCCAGGUCAUGUUCUGGUGACCCUAGAUGCGAGCACAAUAACAAUAGCACCCUGAAGCCCCACAAGCUUUUGAGCAGGUCUUGUUCUAGCACUAUACGCACAGAGGAGCUUGAUGGCUUGAAGCAUCAUAAAUUGUUAAGUCGGUCCUACUCGAGCAAUACCAAAGUGGGGAAAGCUGAGCCCUUCAAGGAGCAUGAUUCUGAGGGCAGGCGACUCUCUCUUACCUCAGGGCUUAUUGGCAUCCUUACACCUUCUAUAUCCUACCAGCCUGUUCAAAAUGACACUUCCAAGUCAGUUCCAGCAAGUGAGCAUGGUUUUCUUGUUCAGACUGUUCAGUAUGCAGAGCAGAGAAUCCCUAUUCUUAAUGAGUACUGCGUCGUUUGUGAUGAGCCCCAUGUGUUCCAGAAUGGACCAAUGCUAAGACCUACAGUUUGUGAACGUGAGCUGUGUGUCUUCGCAUUUCAGACAUUGGGUGUAAUGAAUGAAGCUGCUGAUGAAAUUGCUACAGGAGCCCAGGUUGUAGAUUUAUUAGUUUCCAUGUGUAGGUCAGCACUAGAGUCUCCAAGGAAAGUUGUUAUUUUUGAGCCAUAUCCUUCAGUGGUUGAUCCUAAUGAUUCACAGACUCUUGCCUUUAAUCCAAGGAAAAAGGACUAUGACAGAGUAAUGAGAGCCCUGGACAGCCUUACAUCCAUUAGAGAAAUGACCCAGGCACCUUAUUUGGAAAUCAAAAAACAGAUGGAUAAAAUUGAUUCAUUGGCUCAUCCACUUUUACAGUGGAUCAUUUCAAGUAACCGGUCACACAUUGUAAAGUUACCAGUAAACAGACAACUGAAGUUCAUGCACACCCCUCAUCAAUUUCUUCUGCUAAGCAGUCCACCUGCCAAAGAAUCCAACUUUAGAGCUGCCAAAAAACUCUUUGGAAGUACAUUUGCUUUUCAUGGUUCACAUAUCGAAAACUGGCAUUCUAUAUUGAGGAAUGGUUUAGUUGUAGCAUCUAACACCAGACUUCAGCUCCAUGGUGCCAUUUAUGGAAAUGGAAUAUAUCUAAGCCCUUUGUCCAGUAUUUCCUUUGGUUACUCAGGGAUGAACAAAAAGCAGCAAAAAGUGGCAUCUAAGGAUGAAGUUACUUCGAGCAACAGAACCAAUGCUUCUGUGCAGUUGCAGAAAAAAGGACUCCAACCACAAUUUUUGCAAAGUCGCAAUUUGAAGUGCAUAGCCUUAUGUGAAGUUAUUACUUCUCCUGAUCUGCACAAACAUGGUGAUAUAUGGGUAGUUCCCAAUACAGAUCAUGUCUGCACAAGGUUUUUCUUUGUGUACGAAGAUGGUCAAGUUGGAGAUACAAGCAUAAAUACCCAAGAUUUCAGCAUCCAUAAGGAAAUACUCCGAGUUAUAGGAAAUCAGACUGCUACUGGAUGAGCAAAAAUACGAGUGAUUAGAAAUAGGAAAAUAGGAAAUGGUAUAUUAUUAGUGAUGCCUAAAUAGGUUUCUUCAGUCUCAGAGCUGGAAUUUGAGCUGGUAAAUUAAUAAUUUUUAAGAAACAAUACACUAUUAAGUAUCUAAAUAUAUUUAGAAAUCCCACAAGGGUUACAAGGUUUCUAUCCCAAGUACUUUUAAUGUUGUUAUAUUUUAAAUUAUAACACUUUGUUAUUAGACAGUAGAGUCAUGUGAACAUUGAGUUGAAGAGACAAGAAAAAAAAACAACUAUGGUAAUUUCUUCACUAGCCUAAUGACGGCUGAAUUUAAGUAAAGAUAUUCUUCCCGCCUUUAUUGAAAAGUAACUAAAUAAUAAGUUAAUUUUUAAGCGCUGAGCCUAAAAAUGCAAGUUUUUUGGUCUUUAUGUCUACAGUUACCUGCAGGAAUGGGCACCUCUCUAGCACAAUCCCUUGAUGAGUAUUUUGCAUUUCUUGUUGAAAGAGCAGUCCACUUUGUGUCUUAAAAUGCUGAGGUCCCCUGAGUGAAUGUGGGUGUGUUGUUGAGUGGCCCCAGUGAUGGAGUGCCACCCUGCCUAGGGCUGGCAACGUAGGCAGUGGCUCUCUGUAAUCUGCAUUGUAUAGCUGUAAUACUAUAGUGACUGAGGACAUUUUAAAUAUUCCUUAGGUUGCUGUUGUAUCUGCUCAACUUCAAGUACAAACUAUGGCUAUGUCAGCCCUACUUCAUUUUCAUUUAAAAGCAAUCUCCAUCCAUACCAGCAUCAUUACGAACGUGUCUCCAUUCACACUAAAACGACCAAAAACACAUACGACAUAGAAGUCUGCCUACACUGGGCACGAGUGCAUUAGCAAAAAAAAUCCUUGAAGGGGUGGUAACACUGCCAGCCAUGGGAUUUAUCACCAAACUGUAGAAGCCAGUAAAUUUAUUCGUCUUUUGUGAAUAUAAUGCAACAUUCAAACUCUAUAAAACACAAUUUAGAUUGAUACAGGUAAGCAACACAUCAGACAUCAGAUUGGAAAACAAUCUUCUAUGUCCUCUGUGUUGGAAUACCAAUCAAAGAAUGAGACCUUGUAAUAAGCAGGAUCCAAUUUAGGGAAUGUCCAUGUAAUAAAGUUGAACAAAUCAGAGCACAGUUAGAGUCUACAUUUUUGUAUAUCCAUGUUACAAUGCUCAAGUUGCAUUUUGUUCAGCUAUGGAGAGCAUUUCCAAAGGUCCUCAGAUUUUUCAUCUCAACACAGCAGUGUAGUGUGAACGAAAAGCAGAAACGGAGACAAAUGUCUGCAUUUUUAAACAAAAAUGUAGUAGUGUGGAUGGGGCCUAAGUUUUGUUGUGCCAGUGGGUCUUGUUUAUUGUUAAUCGUUCCCCCAAUCACUAAACAGUGCAGAGAACUAAACAACUCACUGGUCUAUCUCAGUAUAUUAGGGUUAUGCAAGUUGAAUAGUAGGAGGUAGAUUUUUAGAACACAAAAGAUUAACCAAAAAUUGCAUAACUGCAAGACAAAAAUAGGAACCAAAACAACUUCAUACUGGGCAGACAGAUUUGCUUUUUAAUGGCUUUGCUGAGCUUUCACCCAAAAUGUCAGAUGUUUUGCAUUAUAGAUUAGUUUUUUUUUUGUUUUUUCUAGAUUUCACUUCUGCUUUAUUUUCAUAUGCUUACUAACAGCAAUGCUUUUUUAAUAUUGUGAUAAUACUGAUAUAUUUCAUUCUCUUCUUUGUGACGUCAUAUUAAUGCUGUUUUAUUGAUAACAGAUUUAAAGCCAUUAAGCAGCUGGCUUAUUUUUAAAUGUAAAAUAUGUAUAAUACUUAAAAGCCUUACAGAGUUCUGCUCAUACAGUCGCUCCAUUUUAUUCCUAAUUUUGAAGUAGCAUUUUUUGUAAAUAUUAUUCACCCAGUUACUAAGAUCCGUAGCUUAUCAUGUCAGCAACAGUCAUGAGCAGAGUACAAGAUUAACCUGCAACUCGAAGAAACUUGAACUUGACCCACUUUACACACAAACGAUGAGUGCCAUUUCAAACAUAUUGUGGGACCUUGAGUGACAUCUUUGCAACUAAAAUUCCUAUUCCAUACGCUAUUAUAGUUUGAAAAAAGUUUUUCUACCUUUUGAUUAGUCAUAUCAGACCUGAAAACUGAAGUUACAAAUUUUAAUUACAUUGUACAGCAUGGAUCACCACUCACGGUCUCGGAGGGCCACAUGGUACCUGCAGGUUUUCACUUUAACCAUUCGGACCCAAUUAUUUGCUGAAACAAUCUGUUUUUCUGGCUUAAUUUUAUCUAACUCACUUGUUACAAUUCAGAACCCUUAAUUUCCUAUUUUAGUUUUAAGCAGAUGAAUUUAGGUUUUUUAACCAGCCACCAGUUUAUUAUGAAAUGCAAAUACAAACCUCUAGCAUUCAGCUAACUUGGUUCAAUUUACAAUUGGGAAUGUGCAUUAUGAAGUAACAUAUCUACGUAAUUAAAAUGUUUAGAAAUAAAUGAGAGAGGAACGUGAAGUGUAGAUUUGUUCUGGUCCAGGAAACAUGGAUAAUGUUCUCAGAAAAAGAGAAAAUCAACAAUAAAAAGAAAAUUUGUUUUGGUUGAAGUACUGUUAUCAGCAAGGACCAUCUUCUGAUUAGAAAACCGGUUAGAACUGAAACCUGCGACCCUCCAGGACUGUGAGUGAAGGUCCCUGUGUUAAUGUAAUGCAGUGUUCAUGUGCUGUAAACUAAUCGGAGCCCUGCGUUGUGACAUUUCACAUUGCCACUUUAUUGCAUUCAUGAUGGUUUCCAUUUGGGCUAUUUGGAGAAACGCAAGGUUCCUGUCUACUUGCAAUUUGGUCUGUGGAAAACAAACAGAAAUUAAAGUUGAACACCAUUUUUGGUUGGAAAUAAAGAGCAAAAAUAUGUAUUAAAUGUGUAUCACUACACUCCAAAUUCAGUUAAACCAAAAACUAAGGUGAUAGGUCAGUGUUCUGUCACAACUCGGACAAUUGUUUUGUCUGAAUUGUCUGACUUGCAGGUUGGUGGAGCACUCACAUGGAAUUUCUGAUUUGAAAGCUCAUAUUUACCAUCUGAGAGUACAUGAAUGCAGCAUUAGUUUACAUAAGAACAGAACUAAGAAUACAGCAGCGUGCAGCAUAAUGCCCAUCUGGGCAGUGUCCAACCGCAUAUACAAUAUGUCAAGUGCUUCCAUAAGGUUAUAAUAGAGUUCAGAAAUCUGAGAGCAGGGCGUCGUGAAUGCAACAGCUUUCUGCACACAACACAUGCAUACCAUAUCUGUCUCUUGUAUACAAAGUGAGUGCACUGCUAGUACUGCACUGAACUUUCAAUUGUUAUUUUAAUGUGAAUUUUCCAUACUUACAAAUAAAAACCAUGCAAGUGUACGGCUUCCACUCAUAAGCAGCAGCACUCCAUCUUGUGUAUCUCGCAUCUCUUGUGUCGUUCUCUGUCUCUAUUUAGCUUUGCACACAUUUCCUGCCCUUACACACCACUGUAAUAUUUACAUGUAACUUUCAUUUCACUAGCACUUCUGAACACCUGCCUCAAUCUCUCAUUUGGGUAUAAAGAGUGAAUAAUGUGACUUUCGUUUUUGUUUUACCGUUUCAUAAAAGUUAAUACUUUUGGAACAGCCAUAAAAAUGUAACAUGAACUAGAAACAAAAUCACUUACCACAAAGUUCAAGCAACAAGCCAGCUGCAGCAAUGUGAGUUGUGUCAUGCUGAUAUUCUUUUCGCAGUUUUCCGCGUUAGAUUGCUUACUUGAAGCCAAGAAAAUGCAAAGCCAACUUUUCAGGUUUUUAUACAUAUUUUUGGAAUAUAAAGACUGAAAGUUAUUUUUCCCAAUAAUGCUCUAAACAUACACUGUUUAUAUGUGCAAACAUUAUACUUGUUAUAUAUGCUCAUUUGAUUUGAUUUUAUUCUGCAUAAAAACAAGGAGGUGUUCUCACCUGCAGCUAACUGGGAAGUAUUUACAAAAGGCAAAUUUAUUUAUACUGAAAAUGUGUCGUACCAAAAUCACAUGACUAGCCUUGUUUGUCAGUAGGACUAGUCAAGUAGCCUAGUACGUGACUCUGCAUUCAGUUUGUAUCUGUAUAAAUAUUGAAGUCGCUGCUAUUCAAUGAAUUGCACGUGUCUCCCCUCACGAUGCACCACUCAGAAAGGCUCACAGCAAGCAGACUUCAGGGCAGAAUAAUCAUUUUUAGUAAACUUAAGAGGAUCUCCUAAAAUACUUUUUUAGGAAUGAACAUACAAUGAAAAGUGUUGAUUUACUUAUUUGUGUUUAUGACAAGAGUUUGGCCACAGCUUAAUAUUUAAAAAGUGACAAAAAACAAAAGAAUGGCAAUAACGUUAAUUCUUAAUGUGAAGAGAGAGUUUUUUUAUUUAUUAUUUUAUCUUGGUGUUUACCACAAGUAAAAUUUUUACCCACGACUUUAUGCCUUUUGGCCUUUACUUCUACAUAAUUUGAGUGAAAAUCAGAACAUGCGGUCCAUUAUUCGAUUACACGAUACUUGUUUAAGUGACUUCAGCAGCAGAGAGCAAAUUGCUCUCUUUGUCUGGAUUUCUCAUGUUGUGUGCUUGGACCGUCAUGAUGGUGGUGUCCAUGAAGGACGAUUGUUAAAGUAAAGUUUAGAUCCUCUUUGAUUGAAGUGGUUUGUUGGUGUGCCUGCGUUCAUCUGGUUUUGUAGUUUUAGCGGUUUCAUUUCAAAUUGGAUUCCAAUACAAAUAUGUCAACUGUGUGGUUUUUUUUUUUUGUACCUUUUGCACAGAAUAGUAACAAUAAAAUGCUACUUAGCCUUUGGUGCCUUAGAAACAGAGUAUUGGAAAAUAUGAAAGUACUGUACAUAAUGUAAAUACUGCCACAAAAAUGGAGGCCAAAUAUUUUCAGUAUUCGGUUUUUACAGCUGUUUGCUUUCUUUUGCAAUCAAAUCUGUUUUUUUUCUGGCUUUUUACUAGUGAUGGAAAUAGAAGCUUAUGUAAAGGUUUUCUUUCAAUAAACUGAAGUUUGUUAAGGAACAAAA